This is a messenger RNA of Mercenaria mercenaria, 279 nucleotides long. Lineage: Eukaryota; Metazoa; Mollusca; Bivalvia; Venerida; Veneridae. The record is from the annotation of a RefSeq genome assembly.
AUGUUGAUAAGCGUUUGUUUUUUUUCUUUGUUGCAAUUAUUUUUUCAAAUGAAAUAUUUUAUGAAUUUGUUACUAACUUUUGAAUUAUUGACUAUUUGUGUUUUCUUAAUAUGUGUGUAUCUAGGUAAUGUUAGUUUUUCGCUUGUGAGUGUAUAUUUUUGUGUACUUAUUUUGUGUUUAGGGGUUUCUGAGUCUGUGAUGGGGCUUGCUAUUUUAGUUAAUUGUUCUCGUUUUAGUGGUAAAAGGACCGUAAAGUCUUUCAGGUUUUUAGGUUUUUAA